AUGAGAACAUCUACGACAACUAUUAUCGCACUGCUCAUGGCCAAAGGUCAAGCGCAGCAAUGCCCAACUGGAUCAGGUGUUGGCAUGAUUGUUGCACGGGCUUCUACAGAAGCACCAGGCACAGGCAUUAUCGGUGCUGUAGCAGACGAUGUUGCUGUCCAGAUACCGGGCUCUACCAUUACGGCUGUCGACUACCCAGCUACGCUACAGAACUAUCAGUCCUCAGAAGGUCAAGGAGUGGCUGCAAUGACACAAUUGGUGCAGAACUUCACGGCCAGCUGCCCCGAUGCCAAGAUGGUUCUGAUGGGUUACUCUCAGGGCGCUCAAGUUGCAAUGGAUGUCCUUUGCGGAACUAGCGAGACUGGCUUUGCCACUACGGAACCCGUGGCAUCUGACAACGUGGCAGCAGUGGUUCUCAUGGGCGAUCCCAGCUUUACACCUGACCAGGCUUUUAAUGCCGGUACUGCCACAAACGAAGGGCGUUUUCCCCGGCAGGAUAUUGCGUCUUGCGGCGCUACCGACCGCAUUGCGUCCUUCUGCAAUGCGGGCGACACGUUUUGUGAUAGCGGGCUGAGUCUACAGGUCCAUCUAAGCUAUGUCCAAACGAACGGUGCGGAUGCAACAAAAUUCAUCAUCUCAAAGGUCGGUGUUGGCGCUUGA
Neoarthrinium moseri is the source of this 660-nucleotide messenger RNA. RefSeq lists its product as uncharacterized. The record is from RefSeq and is a predicted model, not a curated record. The transcript has 4 exons. Bases 1 to 660 code for a protein of 219 amino acids. Lineage: Eukaryota; Fungi; Ascomycota; Sordariomycetes; Amphisphaeriales; Apiosporaceae. Gene Ontology annotation, molecular function: hydrolase activity.